AUGUUUGAUAGAUAAAAAUCAAAAUAACUAAAACUUGUGAGACCCUUUAGUCUCCCUAGUUAAAUUUAAAAACUAAAGAGAAUUAUGACUGCAUACUCAACUCAUUUGAGAAUGAUAAAAUUAGAAUAUUAUGGGAGUCUUGUUUUGAAGUAUUAUAGUAAUAUCUAAAUGGAAUUGGAGGAGGUCCAUUUAUUGUAAAUGAUGUAGAAUGCAUGUUAUCCAAAUUUAGCUGCUAUUAAAUGA
This is a messenger RNA of Paramecium tetraurelia, 243 nucleotides long. RefSeq lists its product as uncharacterized. The transcript has a single exon. The record is from RefSeq and is a predicted model, not a curated record. NCBI's taxonomy places the organism in Eukaryota, Ciliophora, Oligohymenophorea, Peniculida, Parameciidae.